Messenger RNA from Lampris incognitus (smalleye Pacific opah), 1963 nucleotides. Its product is annotated as tetraspanin-7-like. The record is from RefSeq and is a predicted model, not a curated record. The annotation marks the transcript as partial. The transcript is spliced from 7 exons. Gene Ontology annotation, cellular component: membrane. NCBI's taxonomy places the organism in Eukaryota, Metazoa, Chordata, Actinopteri, Lampriformes, Lampridae.
ACUGUUUAAACCUGUCUUCCUCCAGAUAACGGGGGCGGUCCUCCUGGCGGUGGGACUAUGGGGGAAGUUCAUGCUGGGUCCAUAUAUCUCUCUGAUUGCGGAAAACUCCACCAACGCCCCAUACGUCCUCAUCGGCACCGGGACCACCAUCAUCAUCUUCGGCCUGUUUGGCUGCUUUGCCACCUGCAGGGGGAGCCCAUGGAUGCUCAAACUGUAUGCCAUGUUCCUGUCUCUGGUCUUCUUGGCAGAGCUGGUCGCUGGCAUCUCUGGAUUCAUCUUCCGCCAUGAGGUUUAUAAAGGGACAUUCCUGAGGACGUACCGUGAAGCAGUUCAGAACUACAACGCCCAGGACGAGAGGAGUCUUGCAGUGGACAACGUCCAACGUAGUUUGCGGUGCUGUGGAGUUUAUAACUACACCAGUUGGUAUUCCAGUGCCUAUUUUCCUGUUAACGGGAUACCGGCCAGCUGCUGCACCGACCUGUCAGACUGUAACAACCAGGACCUCCGCAACGCCACCGUGGUGCCCAGCAAGGUCCACCAACAGGGUUGUUAUGAACUGGUGACUUCCUUCAUCGAGACCAACAUGGGGAUCAUCGCUGGAGUCACGUUUGGUAUCGCCUUCUCCCAGUUAAUUGGAAUGCUGUUGGCCUGCUGCCUGUCUCGGUUUAUCACCGCCAACCAGUACGAGAUGGUCUAGCAGAGACAAAAGACAGACAUACAUCACCGUGGAAAACUGGGAGAAAGAAGACACACACAGACACACACACACAUGCACACACAUGCACACACACGCACACACACACUCUCUCCCUCUUCCUUCUGUUCUUUUUUAACCUCUCUCUGAUCUUUUCUCCUGCCUGUUGUUAAAACACACAGCCCCCUGCGACCCACAGCCCCCGGCCCCGAGCCCUGCAUGCAGCCAUCAGAGCGUCACCUGACACGAACACACCGGCAGUAGUUGUUUCCUUCACACUGUCAGGGAGACGUCGGGAGAGAUCAGACAAAUCGGAUGUACCGGGGCCGUGAGGUUCCCUGAGAGGUACCAGAAGGUUCUGUGACGUGUGUGCAUGUCACUGAGCAGGAUGUCACGGUACCUCCAGCUGCCACAUGGGAUGGGAUUUUUACUGCAGACUUUGAAAUACAAAAUGCCAACGCACGCGUGUAUAUGUAUAUGUACGCACACACAUAUGUAUACGCACACAUGCACACACACCACACACGCACCACACAUGCACACAUUCCCCCACGGACACACACCACUGCAUCCCUGUUGUUACACAACCGUUUCCGGAGCUGGACAAUCUGCUGACCGUCCUAACAGCUUUCCUUCAGCUUGGGACUGAAAAUCCUCGAGUAAUUAAAUAAUAAACAUCAACCCCUGUGGUUUUUUAUUUCAUUCUAGUGCAGACUACUACCACCGAAUGCAGGUGUGCUGUUUCAUACGGUUUCUCUGUGCCAUCUGCACAGUCCCAACUUGUUACCAGACCUUUAAAACAAACCGAACCCAAGACAAAUUCUUGUUUGUUUUUAUUUCUUAUGGGCAUGAAGUAAGAGUUCCUGGGUGUCAGCAGAUUGUUUUCCCAGCCUGGUUAUUGCUCUAAAAGCCACGGCUCUCACUCCGGUCCUCUGCUGGUUUUCUAUUCUGCCAGGUGUUGUUUUUUUUUCUCUUUCCAUUCGUGUGGUACCGGGUCCUAAUGACCCGGAUUAGGGCGGGCUGAACACCUGGUAGGAGUGAGAACCAGCAGGUGUGGAGAGCCUCGGCCAUAAAACGACCUCGUGAACGCGACCCUCUGGGGAUAUGUGGUGUGUUACGGCCUGUUUUUCACUUUUGCGCGGGUUUUUGAUUUUGAGAUCCCUCGGGGGGGCUGUCGUCGUGUUUAGUUUGCCCGUCAGCUUGUUGUCUCUGCCACUCUCCCCCCAGUGCCUUCUUGCCGUUGUUAGCAGCGUUACGGCGGGUCAUUAA